AUGGCAGUUGUCAACGAAGGCGCAUUGAAGAAAAUGCUCAAGCAAUACAAAUACAGGGACCUGACUGUUCGUGAGAUAACCAACGUCAUCUCCCAGUACAAGGACCUGAAGCCUGUUAUGGAUUCAUAUGUGUUCAAUGAUGGCUCCACUAGAACUCUGGUGAGCUUAACAGGAACAGUGCCAGUCAGCUACAGAGGAAACGUAUAUAACAUCCCAGUGUGUCUAUGGCUGCUGGACACCUACCCAUACAACCCUCCCAUCUGUUUUGUGAAGCCCACCAGUGCCAUGAUGAUCAAGACAGGCAAACACAUUGACGCCAACGGCAAGAUCUACCUGCCCUAUCUGCACGAGUGGAAACAUCCCCAGUCGGACCUGUAUGGUCUGAUCCAGGUGAUGAUCGUGGUGUUUGGGGAGGAGCCCCCUGUGUUCUCCCGCCCUACCACACAGGCCCCCUACCAGGCCUUCCAGGCUGCAGGACCCCCCAACCCAUCCUACAUGCCAGGUAUGCCAGCGAUCUCCUCGUACGGACCAAACCCCAACCCUGGUGGCUAUCCGGGGUACCAGUACCCUAGUGCAAACUCGUAUCCUGCCACAGCUGGUACUACACACUACACUAACCAGAUUCCUGCCUCCACUGUGGGCCCCAGUAGGGAUGGUACCAUUGGCGAGGACACCAUCCGUGCGUCGCUGAUUUCGGCGGUGAGCGACAAGCUUCGUUGGAGGAUGAAGGAGGAGAUGGACCGGGCGCAGGCCGAGUUGGACGCGCUGAAGAGGACCGAGGAGGACCUGAAGAAAGGACACCAGAAACUGGAGGAGAUGGUUUCACGGCUAGACCAGGAAGUGGCGGAGGUGGACAGGAACAUUGACCUACUGAAGCGUAAGGACGAGGAGCUGAGCGAGGCGCUGGAGAAGAUGGAGAACCAGUCGGAGAACAACGACAUCGAUGAUGUAAUCGUGCCCACGGCGCCACUCUACAAGCAGAUCCUCAACCUGUACGCUGAGGAGAAUGCCAUUGAGGACACCAUCUUCUACCUGGGAGAGGCGCUGCGCCGCGGGGUCAUAGACCUGGAGGUGUUCCUCAAGCAUGUGCGUCUGCUCUCCCGAAAGCAGUUCCAGCUGCGAGCCCUCAUGCAGAAAGCCCGCAAGACCGCCGGCCUUAGUGACCUCUACUGACCCCGCAGACACCCACACACACUCCCUUUCUCCCAGUCUCUCCCUCUGUACAGCUCCUCCUCUUUAUAUUUGUCUUUUUGUCUCUCUCGAUCUGUCCUCUUCUCUCUAAAAGACGUGCCCUAAAAUUGUAUGAAAAGAGCUAACAUAUUUCUUUUGUUUCGAACAUCUCCGAAACAUGCAUCUAGUUGGAUAACCAUCGUGGAAAAUAUGCAGUUUGAUAUGGAGCAAAUGUCUGCCAACAUUAAUUCUUGCAUUUAUUUGAAAUUUUUUGUACUGUAAAGUUGGAGUGGUAUCAAACGUGAGGUUCGAGAGUAUGUGUUCUGACAUUGUGUGACAGUUGCUGGUGUGAGUUUGUGCUACUUGUCCCGCUGUAAAGGAAAGCUUACACUCUGAUAUAAAUAUACGUCUCAACUAGGGAUGUGCAUCUCUCAUGAAAGAUUCUAGAUACAUGGGCUCUGAUACGAUGCAGGAAUGAUGCCUUUUUGUUAAAUUUUUGUUGUUGUUGCAUGAACACAUUUAAUUUUCAAUUUUAAAGAUAUAUCUGCUGCUGUUGGGAUGACUUCUCUAAGCUGAGUGGCUGUUUGUGUGUCAGUCGAUGUGUGUGUAGGCACCUGAGCUGAGCAAUAGGGAAGACUGAGCAUCUACUACCCCACUAUCAGAAUACGUGUGGAAGGCAAUUUCUGCUUUUUGUCCCCCCCCCUCCACUUUAUCAGAAAUCACCAUUACCCACUGAUUAACUUGUCAUUUUUGAAGAAAAUGUUUGCGCUAGUACUAUAUAAAUAUGUGUCUUUAGAAAUUAACAUGGCAUUUAGCUAAUUAAUAUAAUGCAGUUUUGGAUUUUACCCUGUCUCAAAAGCAAAUGGUUUGGACCGUUGAUCGCAAAAAUGAUUGCUGUCCAUUAUGAAGUUACCGUGUUCAUUUAAAAAUGACCAAAUACACUGACUGUUGAAAGCAAAAUUACCAAAACCUGAACAUUCGAAAUAGAAUCUGAAUGAGUUGGAUGUGAGUUGUCCACUCCGGUAGGCUACACAACUCCGGUAAAGCACAAUGUUCUUGUAACAAUGACCCAGCAAAUUACAUUGGUUGUCACUCAACUAAUAAAGCCUAUGAUUUGACAUUGUAAAGCCAUUGUGCAAGCAUCUGAGUGCUGAAGGUGUGCACAGAUGUAGAACAGGGACACGCCUGCCUUUUGUUGGCGUGAUCAGUUGUCUCUCGCACUAUGCCACAGUUAUAUGACAGCACAUACACAGUUACAUGCAUAAAAGUUUGAUAGGCUACUGAACGGAAGGAGAGGCAGCAUCAAUUGUCACAACAGAUAAGAGGUAUUUUUGGAGUAAAAAAAAAUAUGAGUUAACUUGAGAUUUGAAUCGGUUUUCUGACCGAUUCCUGCUUAAAUUGAUUUUCUGACCAAUAUAUGAUGCAUGCUUAAUUUGGAUUGCUUUGGGAUCCUGCAGACCGAUGCACAAGUAUCUUAAACAUUUGAACCAAGGACCGAUGCGUCUCUGAAUCGUUACAUCCCUAGACUCAAACUUUUAGGAAAUGACAAGGGUUCAUCUAGUCGGAGCAUACUUUCUCAAAGCAGGGUCGGGUUCAUGUUGGCACAAAACGGUUUGGAAACCUUUUAGAGGUACAACUUGAAUUACAUUUUUGUUGUAUUAAAAUGAAUAAUGGCAGCCAUUUGUUCCAUAUCCAACUGCAUCAAUGCUGAAUGUGGUGAGCAGGUGACCCUGGCUUGUGCUCCCUGUCCCCCUACUUUUUUAUCUCGACUAUUCUGUCAAUAUUGCUCCCAUUGGCAUCUGGAACAAUUGAGAAACGGCUUUCCACGUUAGCUGUUCAGGAUGAUCCUUCAGUCUUCCUUGAGCUGUGUCGUGCUUAUUAUGACACUCAAUAGACAACGUUUUCAAAGUUUUCGCAACGGAGAAGGAAAAUUCUAGUCCGUUCUUCUGUUUGGUGCCUAAUGAGCAGAACCAUGAUGGUCACUCGAUCAUGUCCAUUGUUUCUCAAGACUCCCCUAAGCCCCUGUACAGUGUCUGUAUGUUCAUGUUUGAAUGUGUCACUCUACUACGCGUUUCUAUUCAAAGGCGUCGAAAGGAAAAUGUAACUGUUUUUCUCUUGCUUCACUUAGUUGUUUAUUUUCUGUUUUAUUUCAAGUUUUCAGCUGUUCUAAGAGAUCAAUGUCUUUACCCUUUCGAUUUAUAUAAAGGUUGUGAAUUAGAAACAAGUGAUAGAUUUUUUUUUUUUUACUAAUCAGAAAUGUACUUAUCAAGUAUGUAGACAGGUCUCUUUUUAAAUUAACUUUGACUAAAUGCACUUUGAAUUGUAUGAUAUGCUGUAGUUUUCAGAUUACUUUCAUUUUCAACAAUAGACCAUCUGUUCUUUUUAUCUGUCAAAUUUUAUGUAAAUCAGCACAAUAAAAAUAGUCUGGUUUGCCAAAAAUUA
Salvelinus sp. IW2-2015 is the source of this 3612-nucleotide messenger RNA. RefSeq names its product tumor susceptibility 101a (gene tsg101a). Gene Ontology annotation, molecular function: ubiquitin binding. Gene Ontology annotation, biological process: protein transport; protein modification process; endosome to lysosome transport. The record is from RefSeq and is a predicted model, not a curated record. NCBI's taxonomy places the organism in Eukaryota, Metazoa, Chordata, Actinopteri, Salmoniformes, Salmonidae. Gene Ontology annotation, cellular component: ESCRT I complex.